Molecule: messenger RNA, 183 nt
Organism: Penicillium egyptiacum
Lineage: Eukaryota; Fungi; Ascomycota; Eurotiomycetes; Eurotiales; Aspergillaceae
Source: the annotation of a GenBank genome assembly
AUGAAAACACAGGAAAAGCACGCGUGUCAAUACCCAGAUUGCAACAAGAGCUUCACGCGCGCAGAGCACCUUCGCCGCCAUGCGCUCAACCACGAGCAGCCGCGCAAUGGGUAUACCUGCGAGCGUUGCUCUGUUCACUUUCAACGCUCGGAUCUGCUAGGUAAGAUAAAAGGAUCGGGUUAG